AUGCGUUGGCUGCUGCUGGGCUUAGUCCCAAGCAUUGGCCGAUGCGAAGUGAGUACAUGCGGCCGUCUUGAUGACCUUACCACACCUUCCACCGAUGCCCCCAUUCAGGGGGGGCACAUGCUGAUGCAGUUGAGCUCCGGUCGAGAGCCCAGCUGGACCUCUCCGUUGGAGGGCUCAAAUGCCUUCCUCAACUGGCAGCUCCUUUAUUCUUCGCAGGGCAACCGUGAGCUGCUAAGCAGCCAAGAACUUGGUGCAGGAGCUUCGCCUGUUGGCUCAGCUUUUCUGGUUUUGACGGUCCUCCUCCUGGGUGUGUGCGCUUGUGCCUGUGCUUUCAGUGCGGUGGGCACCGCAAACCCGGCGGCUUCUCUCCCAGGUGGGCCGUCCACACGGCCGACGCUAGAGCCGCGCGGGAGACCUUCACAGCUGCCGACCCAGCCGCCGACCAUGGAGGACACAGGCGAUGCGAUGCAUCGCUUCUACUGCUCCCAGUCGAUUUGCUGCCCCGACCUGGUGGUGCCGCGCUACUCCCAGAGCCUGCUGGGCGUGCCGCGGCUGGUCGCGGAGCAAGGGAGCUCCGAAGCGCUGCUGGACAUCGUGGACCCGAUUGGCAUGCCUUUGCUGAAAGCAGAAGUCAAUCUUUCGACCGAAUCUGCGCGGCUUUCCCAGAGAGAGCCCACGGUUGAGAAGAUCUAUCAGGCACGUGAGCCCUUGAUCGUCCUGCGAAACCUGAAACCUGAAGCCAGAGGCUCUCUACUGCGGAGCCCGAAGAGAGGCUUUGUGGACACCUCAGCUCUGGCGGUCGCCUACAAAUAUGGCCGUGAGUUGGAAAUUUGCCUGCCGGACAAUAGUAUUUUCGCCAGCCUCGCGAAGGUGGAGAGCCAUGUGGGGCCCCGCUUUGUCUUGAAGAUCGGCGCGGAGGAGGUCACAGGCUGGAUCUUUCAGGGCUGCCAAGUGGAGGAGCAGUUGGCCGUGACCGACGCGAAGAAGAAGAUCCUGGCACAGACCCAGGUGGCACAGCUAAGCUUUGAGAGCGAACGGAGCUUCUACAGCGUGCAAGCAAAUUCUGGCAUGGACGUUGGCGUUCUUAUUUGCUGCCUCAUCUACAUGGACGGCCUGAGCCAGGGUGUGUUUUAG
This is a messenger RNA of Durusdinium trenchii, 1134 nucleotides long. NCBI's taxonomy places the organism in Eukaryota, Dinophyceae, Suessiales, Symbiodiniaceae. The record is from the annotation of a GenBank genome assembly.